ACUAAAUCUCACCAUCAUAUCAAGAUUUACGAGUUUAGCUAGCUAGCUAGGAAUCAUGAGGUCCGACAUUACUAAGACCUGCCUUGCUCUUGCGUUUGUGUUUCUAGUAGCUAUGCAGUUCUUCGUCGAGGAAGUUGGCGCAGCUGGAGAAUGUGGUAAGACUCCGAUCAGGGCUGCGGCGACUAGCCUGAGUCCAUGCCUGAGUGCAGCCGGAAAUGCGAGGGCUAAGGUUCCACCAGCCUGCUGCACCAAAGUUGGUGCGCUGAUAAAGACUGCACCGAAGUGCCUUUGUGCUGUUCUGUUGUCACCUCUGGCAAAGCAAGCUGGUAUUAAUCCCGCAAUUGCCAUCGCUAUUCCAAAGAGAUGCAACAUCAGGAACCGACCUGCUGGAAAGAAGUGUGGAAGGUACGUUGUCCCAUAAGCCAACAUCACAGAGAAAAGGAGCAAGCAACCAAUCCAAUAAUGCGAAUCGUGAUUAGCGAAACUUGUUAAGUUCGAAUAAAUGUAAUGAAGGGUCACGUUAAUUGUUAUAGUGAGCUAUUUGGUGACCUUUUCAAGCACACUCAUUGAGUUCAGUUUUAUACAUGUACAACUUAAUAAAUUUAUCCUACUUAUAAUUG
Molecule: messenger RNA, 620 nt
Organism: Argentina anserina (silverweed cinquefoil)
Lineage: Eukaryota; Viridiplantae; Streptophyta; Magnoliopsida; Rosales; Rosaceae
Product: non-specific lipid transfer protein GPI-anchored 15
Exons: 2
Coding region: 56-421 (121 amino acids)
Biological process (GO): systemic acquired resistance
Molecular function (GO): fatty acid binding
Source: RefSeq, a predicted model, not a curated record